CAAUGCCUGCCGUGGCAGAUCUUACACACUCACUACAACAUUGCUUAAACAGCGAGAGCAAAGAUAUAUGCGAGAAUGUUAUUGUUGAGAAUCUUACUUGUUGGCUUUUUCCUCUUCGCCUCCGUCGACGCUUGUUCGCCGUCGGACAGGGCGGCUCUUCUUGCAUUCAAGGCAGCGCUGCAGGAGCCCUACUUAGGAAUCUUCAAUUCAUGGACUGGAAAUUCCUGCUGCGGCGGUUGGUACGGCGUCAGCUGUGAUCCUGAAACUCUCAAGGUCACUGACAUUACCCUCCGUGGCGAGUCGGAGGAUCCGAUCUUCGAGAAGGCCGGGAGGACUGGGUAUAUGACUGGCUCGAUUUCGCCGGAGAUUUGUAAGCUCGAUAGGCUUACGGUCCUCGUCAUUGCGGAUUGGAAAGGAAUCUCCGGCGAGAUUCCGAAAUGCUUGACGAAACUAAGCCCUCUUCGAGUUCUUGACCUUGUUGGAAACAAAAUAAGCGGCGAAAUUCCUUCGGAUAUCGGAAACUUAAACAGUCUCACCGUACUUAACCUCGCGGAAAAUGCGAUUUCCGGUAGUAUACCAGCAUCGAUAGUGAAUAUCGGCAGUCUAAAGCAUUUGGACCUCAGAAACAAUCGAAUCACCGGUGAGAUUCCAUCCGACUUCGGGAAAUUACAGAUGCUGAGUCGAGCGCUACUUGGCCGAAAUCAACUCACCGGAUCGAUUCCGGAUUCUGUUACGAAAAUGUACCGGCUGGCGGAUCUUGAUUUGUCGAUGAACGGAAUCUCUGGGUUGAUUCCGGCAAAUAUGGGGAACAUGCCGGUUCUUUCUACUUUAAAUCUGGACAGUAACAGACUCUCGGGACAAAUACCUCCAACUCUAUUGAGCAACGACGGAUUAGGGAUUCUAAAUUUGAGCCGAAACGGUCUGGAAGGGCAGAUUCCGGACGUAUUCCACCCGGAUUCAUAUUUCAUGGCGCUCGACUUGUCGUUUAAUGCUUUGAAAGGUCCGAUACCAAAUUCAUUGUCGUCAGCCAAAUACGUGGGGCAUUUGGAUCUGAGCCAUAACCAUCUUUGCGGCUCAAUACCCAACGGGUCGCCGUUUGACCACCUUGAAGCGUCGUCGUUUACUAACAAUGACUGCCUUUGUGGGAACCCGUUAAGGACCUGUUGAGGAACCGGAUCGGGUUAGAUCGGAAUGGAUGGGUCCGGUCUUGGGGUGUCGGGCAAUGGGGCAUGUUUAUAUUUAUUUAAAAGAAAAAUGUGAUAAUAAAAAUAUUUUUGCGUGGAUUUUUAGUGAGUGGACUGUGGAGGGUGUUCUUAUUAUUUUAAAUUGUUAUUAUUAUUACUUUUUUUUUUCUUCUAAAAUGUAAUCUGAAUCUUAGAAAUAAUUAAAUUUAGUUACUUUUUUUUCUUUUUCCC
Cucumis melo (muskmelon) is the source of this 1415-nucleotide messenger RNA. RefSeq names its product DNA damage-repair/toleration protein DRT100-like. The record is from RefSeq and is a predicted model, not a curated record. The transcript has a single exon. Gene Ontology annotation, molecular function: protein binding. Bases 76 to 1167 code for a protein of 363 amino acids. NCBI's taxonomy places the organism in Eukaryota, Viridiplantae, Streptophyta, Magnoliopsida, Cucurbitales, Cucurbitaceae.